UCAGUUUCCCUUCCUUCCCUUCUUCGCCUCAGGCUGAGGUAGAGGCUGCGGGAAGGAGGAGCUUAACGGCGUUGGCGUCUCAGUAACACUAAUGGCGGAAGAGCAGCUACUUCCCCUUUUCGCCUCGCCUCAGGGGCCUGACGGUGCUACCCAAUGACUUGGCCUGACACGCCCUCCCGCUUAAAGGCAUACGGCGUACAGAGCAGCUAUCCUUGGGCAACCCUUAUUUAUUUGCUUGGCGUCUUCCCGCUUUCGCGUUUAUUUGGUUGGUUUCCCCCGUCCCCACCACCGCCGCCUCUUCCUCGCUCGCUGGGCGGCUGAAGCCUCGCCUCUUCCCUCACACGCCCAGGUCACAUGACGAGCCGCGGAGGCUGCCGGGACGAGGUUUACCCGGUUGUCUGGGUUCUCCGGAUUCAAUAUGGUGGUUCUGGGCGGUCAGCGAGGGGUUGGUGGGGGCUGACAGUUGAGGCGGCGGCUGUCAGCGCCGAAGGGCUGAGCUCGCGUUUGCCGGCCGAGAGUCGGCUUCCGCGCUGAGAGAGAGAGAGAGAGGCAACGAAAGGAAAGGAAGAGGAAGAAGGAGGCGGAGGAGAAGAAGGGCGGGCCCAGCUGGCCAGUAGUCAAGCGGACGGGCCCUUCGCUUGGGCUCUGGCUGGUGGGGCGCUCGGCGGCUCGGCGCGAUGGCCCAGCGGGUCCAGUCGGUGCAGGAGUUCCUCCAGGACUCGUUCGUGCCUUUGGUGGCCGCCCUGUGUAGCGAGGAGGCGGAGAAGAUCACCCGCAAGAACAACCUGGGCUUCUGCGAGUUGGUCAAGCCUUUCUGUCGCCUCACCUCGGAAGUGCACAUGAGAGAUCCCAACAAUCAACUUCACAUAAUCAAAAACUUGAAAAUUGCUGUCAACAACAUUAUAACUCAGCCACCUCAACCAGGAGCCAUUCGGAAGCUUCUGAAUGAUGUUGUAACUGUUAGCCAGCCUGCUGAAGGAUUAGUAGCUAAUGUGAUUACUGCAGGAGAUUAUGAUCUCAACAUUAGUGAUCGCUCAGUUAAAGCUAGUGUUCCUUGGUACAGUAGUUGGAAAGACACACUGAUGGGACUGAACACAUCCACUUGUUACUCAGCAACCACUCCAUGGUUUGAAGCUUAUCGAGAAAAUUUUCUUCAGUCUAUGCCAGCAUCUGACCAUGAAUUCCUAAACCACUAUCUAGCAUGUAUGCUUGUGGUGUCAUCUAGUGAACCUGAACCUGUGGAACAGUUUCUAAAGCUAUCACAUGAGCAGCAUCGUAUUCAACAUAGUAAUGAAUAUACUUACCCAAAAUGGUUUAUUCCAAAUACACUCAAAUAUUAUGUGUUAUUGCACGAUGUGAGUGUAGGAGAGGAACAAAGGGCUGAUUCAGUUUAUGAAGAAAUGAAACAGAGAUAUGGGACUCAGGGAUGCUACCUACUUAAGAUAAAUUCUCGUGGGUCUAAUCGAGGAGGAGAUGAACAAAUUCCAGAUCCUUGGAGCCAGUACCUUCAGAAAAACAUUAUCCAAACCCAGGAGCCUUAUGAAGACAGCCCCUGUAGUGUAGUUUCCAGUAAGAAUUCUGAUCAUCUCAUACCAUUGGAUGGGUUGGAUAAUGAUUCCAAAGAUGGUUUGUCAAAUUACUUUAAGCCUCAUCCACUCCAACUGGAUCACACCAGUGACAGUAGUUGUUUUGAUGGUACUGAUUAUGUAAAACCGAAUGCAUCUAUACAUGAGUCAAAGAAGACAAGCACGUGGACACCUCAUGGCACCUGUUUGACACUCACAGAUCAUGAUCGCAUUCGACAGUUCAUACAAGAAUUCACUUUUAGAGGGCUUUUGCCACACAUAGAGAAAACUAUCAGGCAGCUUAAUGACCAGUUGAUAUCAAGGAAAGGGCUGAGUCGAUCACUCUUUUCUGCAACCAAAAAAUGGUUCAGUGGCAAUAAAGUGCCAGAGAAAAGUGUAAAUGAGCUGAAAAGUACUUCUGGUUUGCUGUACCCUCCAGAAGCACCAGAGCUUCAAAUCAGGAAAAUGGCAGAUCUUUGUUUCUUGGUGCAACACUAUGAACUGGCCUACAAUUGCUAUCAUACAGCAAAAAAAGAUUUUCUGAAUGAUCAAGCAAUGCUUUAUGCAGCCGGAGCACUGGAAAUGGCAGCAGUUUCUGCUUUUCUGCAGCUAGGAGCCCCAAGACCAUAUCCUGCUCAUUACAUGGAUACUGCAAUUCAGACUUAUAGGGAUAUCUGCAAGAAUAUGAUGCUGGCUGAGCGAUGUGUGCUGCUUAGUGCUGAAAUAUUAAAAAGCCAAAGCAAAUAUUCGGAGGCAGCAGCUCUCCUUAUACGUUUAACCAGUGAGCAGAGCGCUUGGAUGGGAAUGGAUUCAGAUCUUCGAAGUGCACUGUUGCUGGAACAGGCUGCACACUGUUUUAUAAACAUGAAAAGUCCCAUGGUUAGAAAAUUUGCUUUUCAUAUGAUACUGGCUGGGCAUAGGUACAGUAAAGCAGGACAGAAGAAGCAUGCUUUGCGGUGUUAUUGUCAAGCCAUGCAAGUUUAUAAAGGGAAGGGAUGGUCACUUGCUGAAGAUCAUAUAAACUUCACUAUUGGCCGCCAGUCUUUUACACUUCGACAACUUGAUAAUGCUAUAUCUGCCUUCAGGCAUAUUUUGAUCAAUGACAGCAAGCAGACUGCAGCUCAGCAAGGGGCUUUUCUCCGAGAAUAUCUUUAUGUUUAUAGGAACGUAAGUCAGUUAUCACCGGAUGGACCUUUACCACAGCUUCCUUUACCUUGUAUCAAUAGCUCUGCAACACGAGUUUUCUUUGGACAUGACAGAAGGCCAGCAGAAGGUGAGAAACAGGCAGCAACCCAUAUAAGCCUUGAUCAGGAAUAUGACUCUGACUUUUCACAACAGUGGAAGGAGCUUGAGGAGCAAGUUGUGACAGCAGCAAACAAAGGCACAACACUCCCUAAUUUCCAGCCAACACAGUAUUGUCUGAACAAAUACUCGGAUAACUCCAGAUUUCCACUCAGUGUAGUAGAAGAGCCAAUAACUGUGGAAGUAGCUUUCAGAAAUCCAUUGAAAGUUCCACUUUUGUUAACUGAUUUGUCACUGCUUUGGAAAUUCCAGCCAAAGGAUUUCAAUUCAAAAAGUAAUGAAGAAACAAAGGAAUUGGAAACGUGUGGGAAGGAUAUGAUUGGAGCUGAAGUAAUAUCAGAAUUUUUGAUUAACAGUGAAGAAACUAAAAUGGCAAGACUAAAGCUCUUUCCCCAUCAAACAGGGGAGCUACACAUUCUGGGAGUCGUUUACAAUCUUGGCACUAUUCAGGGUACAAUGAUGCUAGAUGGAAUAGACCCUUCUGUUACAUUACAAACAGGAAAAUAUUUCUCUAGUGGAAUGUCAGUACGAGGGCGUCAAGAUUUGGAAAUUCAAGGCCCUCGCUUGAAUAACACAAAGGAAGAGAAAACCUCUAUUAAAUAUGGACCAGAUCGGCGUUUAGAUCCUAUUAUUACAGAAGAAAUGCCUUUGCUAGAGGUGUUCUUUAUAAAUUUUCCUACAGGGCUGCUUUGUGGAGAAAUACGGAAGACAUAUGUGGAAUUUGUGAAUGUGAGCAAGUGUCCUCUGACUGGAGUGAAAGUUGUUUCUAAACGGCCAGAGUUCUUUACCUUUGGUGGGAGCAGUGCCAUUCUAACACCAUUAAGUCCAUCAGUAUCCGAACACUGCAGUGCUUACAAGACUGUUAUAACACAUUCUACCUCUGUAUGUUCACUGGUGUCUUCAGCUACUUCUUCAGACUUUGGGGUUGCAUCAGGAAGUCAGCCUGAAGUAGUAGAUGUCCCACUUCCUGACUCUGUUCUUCUCCCUGGAGCUUCAGUACAGCUUCCCAUGUGGUUACGUGGACCUGAUGAAGAAGGUGUUCAUGAAAUAAACUUCUUGUUUUACUAUGAAAGUAUUAAAAAACACUCAAAAAUGAGUCAUAGAGUAUUGAGACACACUGCAGUUAUUUGCACCAGCCGAUCGCUGACUGUGCGAGCCACUGUAUUUCGAAGCAAUGCUCUUGCAGAUGAAAAAGGUGAAGGUGACAAUAUGCUAGUGUUUGUGGAUGUGGAAAAUAUCAAUACUAGUGAAGCCGGUGUAAAAGAAUUUCACCUGGUGCAAGUGUCUAGUAACAGCAAAAACUGGAAACUACAGGAGUCCAUACAUCUCUCUGAAGACAAAGAUAUUAAGCUAGCUAACAGAGAGAAAGGAAAGCUAUGCUUCAAAGCAGUAAGGUGUAAACAUUCAAUAGAAAUGUAUACAUUUGCAGAUAUUGUUUUUGGAAAUGAACAGAUAAUCAGUUCAACCAGUCCAUGUGCGGAUUUCUUUUUCCGAAGCUUAUAUUCUGACUUAAAAAGAACACGAACACAACAAAGUAUGCAAGCUUCUCAAGGACCAGCGAAACAGUCUCUUGACAGUUCUGUUAGACUGAUACAAAAAUGUAACGAAGUGGAUUUGAAUGUAAUUGUAUUAUGGAAGGCAUAUGUUGUAGAAGAUAACAAGCAACUCAUUUUGGAAGGCCAGCAUCAUGUUGUGCUUACUGCAGUAGGGAAGGAGGCUGUUUCUUCUCCUCAAAAACAGGGUUUUAAAAAAGUACUUGGGAAUUCUGAUUGGGAAGACUUGGAACAGGAGGCACCCGAGAUAGGUCUCCUAAAUUUUUUUCGACCAGAAAGCACAUCAGUACCUGUCCGGCCAUCUCCAGAUCAAUUUUCCAACCUGAUUAAAACUAGUCUUCAUUAUCCAGAAACUUUUAACCACUCAUUCCAUCAGAAAAGCCUCUGUAUAGUUCCAGUUACUCUUCUACUUUCAAAUUGUUCUCAGGCUGAUGUUGAUGUGAUCAUUGAUCUGCGACAUAAAAUAACAAGUCCAGAAACACUUGACAUCCAUGGUUCAUUUACUUGGCUUGGGCAAACACAAUACAAACUUCAACUGAAAAGCCAGGAAGUGUCUAGUGUUCAGUUAAAGGCCUGUUUCGUUCACACAGGAGUUUAUAAUCUUGGAACCCCACGAAUAUUCGCCAAGCUUUCAGACCAGGUUACUUUGUUUGAAACAAGUCAACAAAAUUCAAUGCCAGCACUGAUAAUCAUCAACAGUAUUUGAGUGUCUGGGAGAUUCUUUUAAAAAUGAAGCAGCGCAGAUCUGUUGUUUACUGCAUUUCUUUGAAUCCACAAUUGUGGCAUAUGAGCUGUUAAAUAGAUGUAGAUAAAAUGUGAACAUAUUAUGAUUACCUGUCUACUUCUGUUUCAUAAUGCCAGGCAUAUUGGACUGAAAUUUCACUUUUUAAAUAAGUAUCUCGUUAAGUUAACUGGAAAUACCCAUGUAAAUUUAAGAUUCCUAAACCAGAUUGGAAAAUCCUUAUAUGUUUAGACCUGUCAAAAAUUGCAGCUCUGCUGCUAUUGGAGACUGACAGCAUGAGUUAAUAUUUGUGGCUGUAUUAGCAGGCAGUUUAGGACAAAGACCCUUGUUGGCCUUUUUUCUUUUUUUGAUCAAGCCAUCUGUUCCUGUAAAGUCCGAUAAGAUAUUAAAUACAAGCCUCACUUUUUCAUUUUCACUUUUUAAAAAGUGAAAUAAAGACUUUUCUCAUGUACUGAUUUCCAGUCCUCCAUGGAAAUUGCAUAUAAUUACAUUUAAUAUUAAACAUUUGAAACCUGUUUUAAGUAUUUUCUCACUCAUCUCAAUAGAAAAUGCACUAUUCCAAACCAUGUCUGUCAUUUAAACUCAUUCACUUUAUUAUGUAACUAUAACAAUUCACUUGAUCUGUUUUAAUUACCAGUUAAUUAAGCUUUUCAAGAAAUGUAUUAUAUUUAUAACAAAUGUUCUGUAAAUAGAAUAAAAUGUGCACCACAUUUGUUGCACUGAUUUAUUUCAUAAACAUUUCUGAAACAAUGGACAAAAUUAAGGUGGCCUAUUAUACCAGAUGAUUAGUGCUGCUGUAAUUAGCAAUGCAGUCUUUAUUUCUUCUAGCUCUUUUGAACAGACUGCUUUGCUAACUUUUAUCCUUCACUGCUACUCAGCCCAAAAUGGCAUUUGCCAUCAUUUCAGGUUGAUAAUUUAAGUGAGUCGAGUGACAACUACCAAGCCAUUGCCAAAGCUUCAUUUUAACUAUUCAGAAAGG
This is a messenger RNA of Pogona vitticeps (central bearded dragon), 6141 nucleotides long. RefSeq names its product trafficking protein particle complex subunit 8 (gene TRAPPC8). The record is from RefSeq and is a predicted model, not a curated record. Gene Ontology annotation, cellular component: TRAPPIII protein complex. Lineage: Eukaryota; Metazoa; Chordata; Lepidosauria; Squamata; Agamidae. Gene Ontology annotation, molecular function: protein binding.